AAAGGUCCUGCGUUCUUACAAAGAAAGGAUGGCGGAGAAGGUCAUGAAGGUGAGCGUGAGGGAUUCAACGAUGGUGAAGCCGGUGGAGGAGAUGCCUCCGAGAGCAUUGUGGUUGUCCAACUUGGACCUGGUGCGUCGUGUCAAUCACAUGCCGAGCGUCUACUUCUACAAGCCUGAUCAAAACUGUAGGUCAAACUUCUUCGACCCGGCGGUGCUAAAGCACGCGCUAUCCAAGGCCCUCGUGCUCUUCUACCCCUUGGCUGGCCGUCUCAAGCAAAACGGGGGCCGUUUGGAGAUCGAUUGCAAUGCGGAGGGAGUGCUGUUUGUUGUGGCGGAGACCACCUCUGUUGACCUUGAUUACUUAGGCGACUUUGCACCCACUGACGAGUUCAGCAACCUCAUUCCCUCUGUUGAUAGUUCCGUUGGCCUUUCCUCUUAUCCCCUCCUGGUGUUGCAGGUCACAUACUUCAAAUGCGGUGGAGUGGCAGUUGGUGUUGGUAUGUCACAUUGCGUAGCUGAUGGAGUUUCUGGUUUCCACUUUAUAAAUACAUGGUCGGAAAUGGCUCGUGGUAAUCUUGAUGACCUUACAAAUAUUCCGCCAUACAUAGACAGGACAUUACUUCGUGCCCAAGACCCGCCUCAGCCUAACGUUGAGUACCAAACUUUUGCAACCCCAAAAAAACCUCUCUGCAGCACAAAAGACGGUGGUGUUGAGAGCACAACAGUCUCAAUGUUCAGAUUGACGAGGGACCAACUCAGUAUCUUGAAAGCCAAGUCUAAGGAAGAUGGGAACACGGUCAACUAUAGCACAUUUGAGAUAUUAGCAGGUCAUGUUUGGAAAUGUGCAUCCAAGGCACGUGAACUUCCCGUUGAUCAAAAGACCAACCUAUAUGGUGUUGUUGAGGGACGUUCCCGACUGCAACCCCCACUCCCACUUGGUUUCUUUGGCAAUGUGAUUGUCAAUGCUACCAUUAUUUCCACGGUGGGGGAUCUCCAAUCAAAACCAACAUGGUAUGCUUCAAGUUGUAUUCGCAAUGCUAUAUCGCAGAUUAACGGCAAUUAUUUUAGAUCAGCAAUUGACUUCCUUGAGCUUCAGCCUGAUCUUUCAGCCCUUGUUGUCGGGGCUGAUUCUCGUAGGUCCCCUAAUAUUGGAAUAAAUAGUUGGGUUAGGUUGCCAUCUUACGACGCUGAUUUCGGAUGGGGUCGACCUAUUUUUGUGGGACCUUGUGGAAUUCCAUUUGAGGGGACGGCUUUCGUAUUAGGAAGUGCAACUAAUGAUGGGAGUUUAUCAGUCGCCAUUUGUCUGCAAUCCAAGCAUAUGAAAUCAUUUUCAAAGUUGUUCUAUGACAUACAAACAAGCAAAUGAUAAUUUGGCAGGGGACUUGCGAUUUUAAAGAUGCUGGAUCUGAAGAUUUGUUGUUUAUGGUUUUUAUGUGUGUUGCUGUAGUAUUUUUUGUUGGCCAUGUUAUAUCUUUGUAUUGGUUGUUGAAUGUCUUGUUUGUUAUGACUGUUAUUAUGAUCA
Pyrus x bretschneideri (Chinese white pear) is the source of this 1522-nucleotide messenger RNA. RefSeq names its product shikimate O-hydroxycinnamoyltransferase. Bases 29 to 1366 code for a protein of 445 amino acids. Lineage: Eukaryota; Viridiplantae; Streptophyta; Magnoliopsida; Rosales; Rosaceae. The record is from RefSeq and is a predicted model, not a curated record. The transcript has 2 exons. Gene Ontology annotation, molecular function: acyltransferase activity, transferring groups other than amino-acyl groups.